Aspergillus pseudoviridinutans is the source of this 324-nucleotide messenger RNA. RefSeq names its product putative GPI anchored protein. The record is from RefSeq and is a predicted model, not a curated record. Lineage: Eukaryota; Fungi; Ascomycota; Eurotiomycetes; Eurotiales; Aspergillaceae. The transcript is spliced from 2 exons. The coding region runs from base 1 to 324 and encodes 107 amino acids.
AUGACAAUGAUCGCGAUGAUGACCGUGACAAUGACCGCAGAGAGAUUCAACAAUGGUAUGAUGCAUAUGAUAUCCUCACCUCCUGCUCCUUGUCCACUACAUUAUAACGCGGCUGCUUCAACAUCUAUCCUGAGCUCUGCUACGGGUACUAUCAGCGCAACUGCGACGAACAGUGCUCGCAGCUCAAAUGGAUCCGGCGGUAAUACUGGUAACUCGCAGCCCGGCAAUGCUCAAACGACCAACAAUGCAGCGGCUGGCUCUGCAGCCCCGAAAGCUGCGUCCGUGGCGGCCUUUGUGGGGUUGAUCGGUCUUGCUUGGCUGUGA